Molecule: messenger RNA, 351 nt
Organism: Symbiodinium sp. CCMP2456
Lineage: Eukaryota; Dinophyceae; Suessiales; Symbiodiniaceae
Source: the annotation of a GenBank genome assembly
AUGGCGCAGAGGAUUGAUCUGCCGCGACAUGUGCAGUAUGCUGCUCUUGAGGAAAUGCUGUUACUACAGGCACUUGUCAAUCUUGUGGGGGAUGACCAACGGCUGAAAUCGAGCUCCUCGCUCUACACCCGCAAUGAGAUCGUCUAUGCGGCGUUGCGGCUGCUUCCUGAGCCUCAGCGUGAUGAAUUCCUGAACUAUGCGGAUCGGCUGACCAGCAGCAUUGUGACCGAUAUCCUGGUCAGCUUCCCCAUGCCUAUCUCUGAGCCAGUUGGAGAUUCCAGUCGCGCCGAGCGCCUGGCCUACGACUUUUUGAUGGAGGGCAGGGGUUCGCUCUGGUCUGCGGCCCGCGAA